AUGUUAAAUGAAAAUCUUAAUAAAUAUUUUUGAAUGAAAUCGAAGCAGCGCGGACAACCUGUACCCACAAAAGAAGUAGCAAGCUAUGCAGCUUCACAUAUAGAAAUCCAGCGAGAUUUGCAGCUCGAAAGCGACGAAGACUUAUUUAAACCUAAGCGGCUCUCCCCCAGUUCUUCGUCAACGACCAAGAAGAAAUCCCAGCCAGGAAGCAAAAUUGCUUUGGACGGGAUUUUGGGCCUCGCUUCGUUAAUGACGAGUCCUGAGCCAGAAGAAAUUAAAGAAGAGCCAGCCGACUGGUUCCAGCCUUUUCCAAUAUGCAAUAGCAUUUCUUGGGACAUCUUACCAACUGGUUUGCCUUUUCAAGGCAAAGACCUCAUGCAAGCCUCAAUCCACAUUUACUACCAAGGCCGAUCAGACGCUUUCAAAUAG
Messenger RNA from Blepharisma stoltei, 429 nucleotides. Lineage: Eukaryota; Ciliophora; Heterotrichea; Heterotrichida; Blepharismidae. The record is from the annotation of a GenBank genome assembly.